Messenger RNA from Onychostoma macrolepis, 1219 nucleotides. RefSeq lists its product as uncharacterized. Gene Ontology annotation, biological process: immune response. Bases 248 to 1063 code for a protein of 271 amino acids. The record is from RefSeq and is a predicted model, not a curated record. Lineage: Eukaryota; Metazoa; Chordata; Actinopteri; Cypriniformes; Cyprinidae. The transcript is spliced from 4 exons. Gene Ontology annotation, cellular component: external side of plasma membrane.
UUUGACCAGUUUAUCUUUCUAUACUUUCACUUUUGAUAUGCCAUGGUUUCCUUUUACAGGCUUGAAUUAUUUUUUCCCUAAGAAUUUUAGUAAGUUCAUUAAAGAUUAAGCCCAUAUAAAGUGAUAGCAAAUAUAAAAGUGGUAGGUGCAAAAAACCCGAAUUGCACCAUUACAACACAGCAAUAUAAAAGACCUACUUUCACUUUUGAAAUUCAACUUGAAGUGUUGUGAAUGCUGACAAAGCAAAAUGCAAGUCUUUCUUUUCGUCAUGGCUUUCUUUAAUACCAUCCUUGCAGCAGAAGAACAUGCAUACCAGCAAUUCAUUGGAUGUGCAUUUAACAAUGAAGGGCAAGUAAGCCAUUUCUGGCGCUAUGGGUAUGAUGGCAGAGACAUCAUGCAUGUGGAUUUGGCGAAGGAAGCUGUGGUUGCUACCAGUGAACCUGGUCAGCUUUUAGCAGAAGAGAGAAAGAGCAAAGAAUACAUUAAGAGAAAAGAGGCACGACUAGUAAAGGUGUGUUCUGCAGUGAAAACUGUCUUCCUAAAGUCCAACAACUCCCUCUCCAGGGCAGCAAAACCUGCAGUAUAUGUGUCUUCCGGAAGAGAAAAGGGUCUGGAAUAUCUUAAAUGUGUCGUGUAUGGCUUCUAUCCAAACGUCAUUAAAAUACGCUGGACCCAAAAAGGAAGACCCAUCUAUUUUGGUGUAUCAACAACUGGAAUACUCCCUCACAAAGAUGGCACUUUCCAGAUGACCUCCUAUCUUAGCCUUAGGAACGUGAGCGCCCACGAUGUUACCUGUGAGACUGAACACUUAAGCAUUGAUGGGAAAUUGAAGACCACCUACGGGGAGAAAUCUUUGCUUCUGUCACAAAUCACAGAACAUAUACUUAAGGCAGUGGCUGCCUUUCUUCUUGCAUUUGCAUUCCCAGUGUGCAUAACUGUACUGUUUACAUGGAUAAAGAAACAAAAAACAAAACAACCCGAGGAUGACAUAAAAGACACAACUAGUGACGAAUCAGAAGCAUCUUUAUCUUUAAAUCCAAUGAAUAUUUCUCUGGAAACAUAAAAUAUUUAAGGCUAGUGUGACUCCAAACCAUAUUAUUAUUAUAUUUUGGCCACAGACAAAUACUUUUAUUUGCAUAUUUGUGUAGAAUUGAAUCUCAAGUGUAGUAUACACAAUGUCUGUAUCUCUAUAGGCAAUAAAAAUAUAUGCAAGAGAUUU